Molecule: messenger RNA, 1080 nt
Organism: Homarus americanus (American lobster)
Lineage: Eukaryota; Metazoa; Arthropoda; Malacostraca; Decapoda; Nephropidae
Product: glycine-rich cell wall structural protein 1-like
Exons: 3
Coding region: 1-1080 (359 amino acids)
Source: RefSeq, a predicted model, not a curated record
AUGACAAGGUUCCCACAGCCACGGGUAUAUAAGCUCUCCAACACACAGGUCCACAUCGAACUCAAUUUGGGACUUCCUACUGCCAACACCAAUAUGAAGUUGGUGUUAAUGUCAAUGGGCGUGGCCCUCCUGGCUGUGGUCAGCUUCGCCAGGCCAGAUGGACAUGGAGGUGGCUACGGUGGCAGUGGCAGUGGUGGUGGCAUCAUUUUCAACCUCGGUGGAGGUGGCGGCGACUUUGGUGGUCUUGGAAGUAGCGGUGGAGGCGGUGGCGGUGGUGGUGCUGGAGGUACAGGAACUGCUAGCUUCAUCCUAGGAGGACAUGGAGGCGGAGGCGGCGGCUUCGGUGGUGGCGGCGGUAAGGGCGGCGGUGGUGGAGGCAGCGGCUUUGGUGGCGGCGGUGGUGCUGGAUCUUCAACCAACAGUUUUAGCCUUGGGGGCCAUGGAGGUGGCGGCGGCGGCUUUGGUGGUGGCGGCGGUGGCGUUUUAGUCUUGGGGCCAUGGAGGUGGCGGCGGCGGCUGGUGGUGGCGGCGGUGGCGGUGCCGGCGGCGGUGGGUGGUGCCGGCGGCGGUGGUGGUGCCGGCGGCGGUGGUGGCGGUUUUAGUGCUGGAUCUUCAACCAACAGUUUUAGUCUUGGGGGCCAUGGAGGUGGUGGCGGCGGCUUCGGUGGUGGCGGCGGCGGCUUCGGUGGUGGCAGCGGUAAGGGCGGCGGUGGUGGAGGCGGCGGCUUUGGUGGCGGCGGUGGUGCUGGAUCUUCAACCAACAGUUUUAGUCUUGGAGGCCAUGGUGGUGGUGCUGGUGGAGGCUUUGGCGGUGGCCGCGGUGGUGGCGGAGGCGGCGGCGGCGGCGGCGGCAGCAGUGGUGGUUUUGGAGGCGGUAGCGGUGGUGGCGGUGGUGGUGGCGCCGGCGGCUCUGGAGCAGGAACUUCAUCCAGUGGUUUCAGUCUUGGAGGCCAUGGAGGCGGCGGCUUUGGUGGAGGUGGCGGCGGUGGUGCUGUUUUCUUUGGCUCCGGUGGUGGUGGAGUCGGCAGUGGCAAGGGAGGUGGAGGCGGUGCUGGCGGCGGUGGCGGCUACGGAAAAUAA